Messenger RNA from Corvus hawaiiensis (hawaiian crow), 2487 nucleotides. RefSeq names its product homeobox protein engrailed-1-like. NCBI's taxonomy places the organism in Eukaryota, Metazoa, Chordata, Aves, Passeriformes, Corvidae. The transcript has 2 exons. Bases 1 to 795 code for a protein of 264 amino acids. The record is from RefSeq and is a predicted model, not a curated record.
AUGAAGGAUUUCCCAGAGAUUCGCGGGAAACACCGACCUCGUCCGCCGCACUGGCAGCCCCGCACCACCGCUACGGCGCCCGCCUCCGGGGCCCCCUCUCCCCCCCUCGGCGCGGGCGAUGCCUCUGUCCCCCAGGCGCACGCCGCGGUGGCGGGCGGGCGGGAUACGCGCUCCGGGGGGGGCCGGGGGAUUCCUGCCGCCGCUCCGGCCGUGCCGGGAAACAAGGCUACUGGAGGAGGCGGUGGCGGAGGAGGGAGCCGCAAACGGGCUCAGCCGCAGGAACCCGCGGGCUCCCGCGCAGACGGGGCCCCCCGGAAAGAGCCCGGGCUCCGUCCCGUCGCCCAUCCGCCGUGGCAUCUCCCUACCCAGGCCGUCCGCGCCAUUUUAAACACACACACAGACACGCGCGCGCGCGCACGGGAGCGAGGUUUCCGCUGCCAGAGACAACAGGCAGCGACCGAGCCCGCGCUGCGCAGGCGGAGCAGCGGCAGCAGUGGGAGAGGGACACACACACGCAAGCACACACACCCACGCACCGCGGGCCAGGCAGAAAUGUGCAUUUCAGAAAUACCGGAGCACGGCCCCCGUUUCCUUCCCCCAGCCCCCGCCGCACCCCAGGGGGGUGGAGUGAUUAAUAGGACGUACGCCCUUGGUUUCCCUCCGGCCACCCCGCACACCGCUCCCCGGCGCGGAGCCGCCGCGGCACGCUGGGCGGGGGCGGCCCCCCCACGCAUCCGUCGGGGACGUUGGGAGAUAUUGAUCACGGACGACUUCAUUUUGCAUAACUACGGCUGACAGGGCCUGUGGUUCCCUCAUUUACGGAGCAACAGCUUCGCGGGGCUGAAGGGUAGGGAGCGGCUCCAUCCGCUCCCCCAACACCCCCUCCCUCCCUCCCCCAGCGCCAGCCUCGCAGCCCCGCCGGGGGACGGCGGCUCCGCGCCUCAUGCAGCAAAUGGCCGCGCACAACAGGCAAAUAUUAAACUUAGGUGCCUUCGUCUCUCGUUUUACCUAGCGCAGCCGGCCUGGAAGCCUCUCGCUCCCCGCAGGGCUUUGUCUGCACAGCCACGCGAGGGCCAGGGCCGGGGCACGGGGACCUUCGGCGACCGCAUGCAAGAAAAAGUGCUUGGCAAGUUGGGGGGGUUGUUCCUUUUUUUUUGUUUGUUUUUGUUUUUAAAUUCCCUCCUCCUCCUCCCAACAACAAACAAAUAAACAGCUCGGUUUCUACUGAACAAUGCAUAAAAAUUAGCCUCGCCCCAAAGUUUAUGUCGGGUUUAUGGCGCUAACGUUUCGCCUUAAUGGGAAACGCUUUCCCGAGCACUUCUGGAAAGCGCUGGCGAGCCCUCAGUUACGAAAGCUGCAUUACGAGCACCUCGACUAAACGUCUCCGCAACGUGUCCCGACCUCGCAUCCACCACCUUCUCCAGACCUUUAGAGGAAACGCCUGUCCAGGGUGGGCAGAGCCAGCGCCAAAUACCGCCCGACUCAGUGUGCGGAGAACACCGGGGGCAAAAAAAAAAAGGAAACCCAACAACACACGAAAAAAUAUGAAGAUAAAAAAGGAAAAAAAAAAAAAAUCGGAAGAAAAAGGACAUUAAGGACAUUAAAAGGACAUAAAGUUGCCGGUAGCAGCGGUGCCCCGGCGGAGAGGAGGCAGCGUGGAGGCCGCCACCGGCCCUGCCUUCCCAUCCCGGCCCUGCGCACCGAAACAAAGCAGCGAAUCAACUGCGAUGCAGAUGGGCGGCUAUGAAUUUUUUGCUGCUGCUUAGAGCUUUAAUUACUCGUUCUUGAUCCGUGGGACUACGACACGACACCGCCAAGGUUAAAAUGCCCUGAACAGCUCUGAGCAGAUGUGAACGAGUUGGCAGACGCGCAAAUGAGGUCUGCCUCUAAGCAUGAUAACAAGUGACUAAUACAUUGCAUAUCGCUGAAAGAAAAUUAUUUUUCUCUAAUUUGCAUUAGCUUCUUUUUUUUUUUUUUAACGCCGCCGACAUUCCCUCCUCAGAGGCAGCAGCAUAAUCCUGAAAAUACUGCUCCGUGACUUUAAAAGAUUUGGAAGGAGGCAGCAAUUGCCAGUGUUUUGGCUAUGCAAGUGUUUUGGCUAUGCAGGCUUGUUUAUCUUUCCGCCUUUGCUCCAAGGCGAAACUAGUUUCGCAAGCAGUAUUCUUGCAGAAAAAUGGCACAUGUCAUAUAAAAUACCAGUUUAUAGGAAUUGAUGCUAAAAUUGUUGAAUGACUACUGUUGUAGUUCUGCCACUAAUAGCACAGUGUAAUCCAUAAAGGACUAAGGGGACAGUCAAGGCCAAAAGAGAAAAAAACGUAAUAGAUUGACUGGAGAGAAAUAGAUAAAGACAACCCAUCGACCAAAACGACUAAAAGGGGGGUGAGGGAGGAAUAAACAUCUCCCCUUACCUGCUUUCCACCCCAGAGCCGCCUCGUCAAAAAGACAGUAGUAUGUGGAGGUCACUUACUAUAUGACACACAGAGGUUC